CCCUUCUUCUAGUGUGUCAGCUUCACAGGAUUCUCCAAUGCUCCAAGCCCAACGAGCCCUUUGUUCCCAGGCCAGGCCCUCGGCUGGGGGCUGGCAGGCCCUGCGUUUCGACGGUGGGGCCUUCCGUCUUAAGAGCACUGCAGAGCUGGCAAGGGCUUUGCUGGUGCUGAGGCUCUGUGCCUGGCCCCCUCUGGUCACCCAUGGACUGGCGCUCCAGUCCUGGGCUCAGCGGCUGCUGGGUUCCCGGAUCUCAAGUGCCCUGCUGAGGUCAUCCAUCUAUGGGCAGUUUGUAGCUGGGGAGUCAGUGGAGGAGAUCAGGGGCUGCCUGCAGCAGCUCCAUGCCCUGGGCCUCCGCUCCCUGCUGGCAGUGCCCACCGAGGAGGAACCAGAUUCGGCCACCAAGACCGGCGAGACCUGGUAUGAGGCAAAUCUCCACGCCAUGCUUCGGUGCGUGGACCUGUCCCGAGACCUAGUGGUCAGCCCCGGCCCCAGGCUCAUGCAGCUGAAGGUGACAGCACUCACCAGCCCGCGGCUCUGUAAGGAUCUAACUUCGUGGAUCAGAAGGCCAGGGCCCUGUUCAGAGCUGAGCCCCGAGAGGCUGGCUGAGGCCAUGGACUCUGGGCAGAACCUCCAGGUGUCCUGCCUCAAUGCUGAGCAAAACCAGCACCUCCAGGCAUCCCUAACCCGCCUGUACCGGGUAGCCCAGUAUGCCCAGGCUCAGCACGUGCGACUCCUGGUGGAUGCUGAAUAUACCUUCAUCAACCCUGCGCUGUGCCUGCUCGUGUCCGCCCUGGCCCUGCGCUACAACAAGCCUCAGGAAGGCGGGCCCUGGGUGUGGAACACUUACCAGGCCUAUCUGAAGGACACGCACGCGCGGCUGGCACAGGAUGCUGAGGCCGCACACAGGGCCGGCCUGGCCUUUGGAGUGAAGUUGGUGCGAGGGGCAUAUCUGGAGAAAGAAAGAGCCGUGGCCCGGCUCCAAGGGACAGGAGAUCUCACUCAGCCGGACUACGAGGCCACCAGUCGGAGUUACAGCCGCUGUCUGGAACUGAUGCUGAGCCAGGUGGCCAGCCACGGACCCACCUGUCACCUCAUGGUGGCUUCCCACAAUGAAGAAUCCGUUCACCAGGCCACUAAGCGCAUGUGGCAGCUGGGUAUUCCUGUGGAUGGGCCUGUCUGUUUUGGACAACUUCUGGGCAUGUGUGACCACGUCUCCCUGGCACUGGGGCAGUCUGGAUAUGCAGUGUAUAAGUCCAUCCCUUAUGGCUCCCUGGAGGAGGUGAUCCCCUACCUGAUCCGCCGGGCCCAGGAGAACCGGAGUGUGCUGCAGGGUGCUCGAAGGGAGCAGGCACUGCUCAGCCAAGAACUGUGGCGGAGGCUACGAGGGGGAGACCUAAGGGUACCCCAUUAGCACUUGGGGGGUCAUAGUCAAUAAAGGUCCAGAGUUAUGGCCCAGGUUGUUCUCCUGCCCUGAGGCUGCC
This is a messenger RNA of Dipodomys spectabilis (banner-tailed kangaroo rat), 1481 nucleotides long. It is a transcript of the gene Prodh2, whose product is annotated as proline dehydrogenase 2. Gene Ontology annotation, cellular component: mitochondrion. The coding region runs from base 38 to 1411 and encodes 457 amino acids. The transcript has 10 exons. The record is from RefSeq and is a predicted model, not a curated record. Gene Ontology annotation, molecular function: FAD binding; proline dehydrogenase activity. NCBI's taxonomy places the organism in Eukaryota, Metazoa, Chordata, Mammalia, Rodentia, Heteromyidae.